This is a messenger RNA of Emys orbicularis (European pond turtle), 1344 nucleotides long. It is a transcript of the gene SAG, whose product is annotated as S-antigen visual arrestin. Gene Ontology annotation, molecular function: G protein-coupled receptor binding. Gene Ontology annotation, biological process: signal transduction; G protein-coupled receptor internalization. The record is from RefSeq and is a predicted model, not a curated record. The coding region runs from base 1 to 1344 and encodes 447 amino acids. The transcript has 14 exons. NCBI's taxonomy places the organism in Eukaryota, Metazoa, Chordata, Testudines, Emydidae. Gene Ontology annotation, cellular component: photoreceptor inner segment; photoreceptor outer segment.
AUGAGCUGUGCUGAGUCUCAUAAGGUGGCUACUCUUUCCUCAAUUCCUCUGAAGAACACCAGUCCCCCUCAAUCACAUGUUAUCUACAAGAAGAUGUCCCGUGAUAAGGCUGUGACUAUCUAUCUGGGAAAACGAGACUUCAUUGAUCACAUAGAUGGCGUGGAACCUGUAGAUGGUGUCUUGUUAGUGGAUCCCGAGAUCGUCAAGGGAAAGAAGGUGUAUGUGACUCUGACCUGUGCUUUCCGGUAUGGCCAAGAAGACAUUGAUGUGAUGGGUCUGACCUUCCGAAAGGAUCUUUUUUUCUCUAGGAUACAGUUGUACCCACCAGUGGAAAAACGGGAAUCUCUCUCCCAAUUGCAGGAAUGUCUGAUGAAGAAGCUGGGGAACAAUGCUUACCCCUUUGUUUUAACAUUUCCAGACUAUCUGCCCUGUUCAGUCUCCCUGCAACCAGCCCCUCAUGAUGUUGGGAAGUGCUGCGGGGUGGACUUUGAGGUGAAAGCUUUCUGUACAGAGAAUGUGGAAGAGCGAAUUCCCAAAAGGAACUUUGUGCGCCUGUUGAUCCGUAAAGUACAGUACGCCCCAGAAGAACCAGGACCCCAGCCUCAAGCUGAGACCACCUGGCAGUUUUUCAUGUCCAGCAAGCCACUGCACCUGAGAGCACGUCUGAGUAAAGAGGUGUUUUACCAUGGCGAGCCCAUUCCUGUCACUGUCACCGUGACCAACAAUACAGAGAAAACAGUGAAGAAGAUCAGAGUGCUGGUGGAGCAAGUUGCCAAUGUGGUUUUGUACUCGAGUGACUAUUACACGAAGGCGGUAGCAAUGGAGGAGGUGCAGGAGAAAGUGCAGCCAAAUAGUACCAUCACCAAGACAUUGAUACUUCUGCCCUUGCUGGCAAAUAACCGUGAGAAACGGGGCAUAGCACUCGAUGGAAAGUUAAAGGAUGAAGACACCAACUUGGCUUCCAGUACCAUUAUUAAGGAUGGGAUAGACAAGACAGUGCUGGGGAUUCUGGUUGCCUACAAGGUGAAGGUGAAACUCAUUGUCUCAGGCAUGCUGGGAGAUCUCACCUCCAGUGAAGUCAGCACAGAGCUGCCAUUCCGUCUCAUGCACCCCAAGCCUGAGGAACCGAACAUAAGAGUGCCCAGGAUGAAGACCUGGUAUUUGAGGAGUUUUCUCGUCAACAGCUGCAAGAUUUGGAUGAAGACGAGAAUAAGGCUGUUUCUCCAAAUGAUGAGUGAUUUGGAGAACAGGCUUCUGGAGGAGCUACGGGGUCUGAUGGUAGUUACAAACACGUUAGGAUGUAGUUUUUUGUUUGUAUUAAACUGCCAGGUCUUGCUGUUGUAA